Molecule: messenger RNA, 2777 nt
Organism: Periophthalmus magnuspinnatus
Lineage: Eukaryota; Metazoa; Chordata; Actinopteri; Gobiiformes; Gobiidae
Gene: pitpnb
Product: phosphatidylinositol transfer protein, beta
Exons: 12
Coding region: 77-886 (269 amino acids)
Biological process (GO): phospholipid transport
Cellular component (GO): cytoplasm
Molecular function (GO): phosphatidylcholine intramembrane carrier activity; phosphatidylinositol binding; phosphatidylcholine binding
Source: RefSeq, a predicted model, not a curated record
CCGUGGUCCAGCCGUGGCGCAGCUCCUCUGACGGGCUGGUCGACGCCAGUGCGCAGCCGCAGGCGGGGUGACGAAGAUGGUGCUCAUCAAGGAAUACCGUGUGCUGUUACCAGUCUCUGUGGAAGAGUAUCAAGUGGGACAGCUAUAUUCUGUUGCUGAGGCCAGCAAAAAUGAAACCGGAGGAGGAGAAGGCAUUGAGGUGCUCAAGAAUGAACCCUAUGAAGAGGAUGGAGAAAAGGGACAGUACACACACAAAAUUUAUCAUUUAAAAAGUAAAGUACCUGCUUAUGUAAAGAUGAUAGCACCAGAAGGUGCGUUAGUUUUUCAUGAAAAAGCCUGGAAUGCCUAUCCAUACUGCCGCACCAUUGUUACGAAUGAGUACAUGAAAGAUGACUUCAUGAUAAAGAUUGAAACGUGGCACAAACCAGACAUGGGAACAUUAGAAAAUGUUCACAACUUAGAUGAACAGACAUGGGGGACUGUAGAGGUGGUCCCAAUUGAUAUUGCAAAUAAUGAAGAAGUAGCCACAGCGGAUUAUAAGCCAGAAGAAGAUCCUACUAUUUUCCACUCUGCCAAGACGGGCAGAGGACCCCUUGGUCCAGAAUGGAAGAAUGAACUGAAGGAAGAUUGUCCUCACAUGUGUGCAUACAAAUUAGUCACUGUCAAAUUUAGAUGGUGGGGUCUGCAAACAAAAGUGGAAAACUUCAUUCAUAGGCAAGAAAAGCGCAUUUUCACCAACUUCCAUCGUCAACUAUUCUGCUGGAUUGACAAAUGGGUGGGUUUGACUAUGGAGGACAUCCGGCGAAUGGAAGAGGAGACUCAGAAAGAACUUGAAGAGAUGCGUCAAAAAGGAGAAGUGAGAGGCACCUCUGCAACAGAUGAUUAAAGAUCCAAUAGUUCAAACUCUAGAAGCAGGCUGACUGCGUAAAACAGGUCCGAUUCGAGGCACCAGUGCUGCUCAUGAGCAGUGAGGCAAAACAACCAAACCCCGGCAUGAUGUCAUCAGAGACACGUCUACGCUGAUGCGGAAGGGCUCCCCGACACUCUUCUUGUCUCCCGUGAUUCAUUGGGGGGGUUUGACAGAUUGGUUAUGCGUACUGUACAGAUACUACCACAAUCACAUGCCUCCCACUCUUAGACAAAUAUACCUGUUUAUAAAUAAGAAAAAAAGUUCUUUGCACUGAACUCAAAUUGCCUGAAAUAUGUAUUGUUAGUUUAUCAUUAUUAUUAUUAUUAUUAUUAUUAUUAUUAUUAUUAUUAUUAUUAUUAUUACAACAAUGGGCUUUCUUGACCUUCAUUUGUCUCAGACUUGGAUAGUCAUACAUUUAUUUUUUUUAAGAAUCAGAAUGUUAUUAUUAGCUAUACACAAGUACCCAUAAAGGUAGUAUUAUGUGACAGAAGUGACAGAAAAUAAUUGUAUUCACACCCUCCCUGUAAAUUACAGUUUCAAACCUUAUCUUUCCACUAAAUGUGUUUUUAAACCAGGAUAAAUGUCAUGAUCCAUUUGUUUUGUCUAUCCUUUUUAAGCUGAAAAUACAUAUUGUAUAUUUGUUUGUAUUUUAAUUUAAAUGAAGGUAUUUGUCCUAGUAAUCUUGAAGUUUUCAUGCAUAGGACUUUUAUCUCAUACUUAUACCACAGGGAACACACUUUUCCACACGGUCACAUGCGUGUAAUCCUUUCACAAGCGCAUGUAGAUAACGACUCCUCAUCAGCGAUCAUUGCAUAACUCUUCAAUGACACUGAAUCAUUUGUCAGUGAAAGAGAAGGUCAAGGGACCUUUGAGGAGUCUGUUAAGUUGUGUGUUUAUUUUGGUUGGGAUGAAACUUCACUCUUGAUUGUCAUUCUGCGAACUCCUCUGUUCAACUUUAUUAGUUCUCCCACUCAUGAUCAGCCAGUGGACCUUGCCUCAUGCUGAUGCUGCAUGUCCUUUUUCCUUGGCCAGGGCUUUAUUUGAAGCGCUUGCAGCCUUCACAAAAGCUUUUCUAUUUUACUAAAACAAUUGAAGCUGAGAGUUUGUGCAUCUUUGUGUCCAUUCGUCUGGCUAUAAAAUCUUCUUUGAACUAACAGGGCUACUGGCUCCAGACAAGGCAGAUGUGCAAUGAUUUUGCAGUUGUGGAUGUUUGUAUUGUAGUAUUUUGAUUUUCACCCUGUAUACUAAUUAAAAUAGCAUUUCAGUACCUUAACUUUUAGACAAUGUUAUCCAUCUAAACUUGGUUAAGGUAUAAACUUUGUAAAGUGAGUUAUACUGUAUUCUUACAGUGAUCUGAAAGUGAUCUGUAUAUUUUGCUUCACUGCUUUCAGGCUAAAUUUAGUUUUUUUUUGUUUUGCUAUUAACUUAAUUCAAACCCUUUUGGAAUGCAAUGAUUUUUAUGAUGACAGAUGUCUUUUUUCAUGUAACCUCUAUGGUUUACAUUAGGCAGAUUUAAUAAGUGUACUUUUUACUAGGCCCAAAGUAUAGGUGUAAAUACCACUUACUUGAAUUACAUAGUCAUAGUUACUUGUGAACACUUUCUCAUUACUGUAGUGUUAUAGGUAAAUGCAAUGCACAGUAUGCUAUUAAUUACAUUAUAUAGAAUGAGUAUGCAUAUUGUUCAUUGUUUUUAUGCCAUGGUUUACUGUACCUCAUCCAUGCUUAUGAAUGUACAGCUUUUUGAUGGAGACCAAUGUCAUAAUAGAACUGCAGAGACUUACAUGUUAUACACAUGUACUAGCAUGACAUGAACCCAUAUGUCACUGGUAUUUAAUGUUAAUAAAUUCCAUACAUUACUUUUCCACAA